GCACGCGAGCCGGCUGUCCGAGGCGUGAGUUGGGCGGGGCGCCGCGCUGACGUUACCCGGGAUGCGGGCCGGUUCCGCAGCCGUCUUCGCCGCCUCCGCCUCUCCAGCCACCCGGGUUUGUAUGAAAACACCGGACGGCGGGCGGCGAGGGACCCGCCGUGCGCCCCCGGAGCCGCGGGCGCGGAGGCCGAGCGCAGCCCCCGCCAGCGCCCACGCCGAGCCGAUUACCUUCAGUGCUGGAAUGAAGUGACCCAAGAUGAGCAAGCUGAAAGUGGCGGGAGAGAAAAGCCUCACCAAUAGUUCUCGGGUUGUGGGACUCCUGGCUCAGCUGGAGAAGGUCAAUACAGACUCCACAGAGUCAGACACUGCCAGACAUGUUACAUCCAAGAUUCUUCAUUUGGCUCAAAGUCAAGAAAAAAUAAGGAGGGAAAUGACAACCAAAGGUUCUACAGGCAUGGAAGUUCUGUUGGCAACAUUGGAGAACACGAAAGAUCUUCAAACUAUACUUAAUAUCCUAAGCAUUCUUUUCGAGCUGGUGUCAUCUGGUGGAGGUCGAAGAGCAAGUUUCUUAGUUGGCAAAGGCGGCUCACAAAUACUGUUGCAACUACUUAUGAAUGCUAGCAAAGAUUCUCCCCCACACGAGGAAGUUAUGGUGCAGACUCAUUCCAUUCUUGCAAAGAUUGGACCAAAAGAUAAAAAGUUUGGAGUGAAAGCUCGAGUUAACGGGGCCCUGAACGUGACUCUCAGUUUGGUCAAGCAGCACUUGCAGAACCACCGCUUGGUUCUACCUUGUCUUCAGCUCUUACGAGUGUACUCUACUAACUCUGUGAACUCAGUAUCUUUAGGUAAAAAUGGAGUUGUGGAGCUGAUGUUUAAAAUCAUUGGACCAUUCAGUAAGAAGAAUUCGGGUCUUAUGAAGGUUGCUUUAGACACUCUUGCUGCAUUGCUAAAAUCAAAAACAAAUGCCAGGAGAGCCGUAGACAGAGGAUAUGUUCAAGUACUUUUAACAAUUUAUGUAGAUUGGCACCGCCAUGAUAAUCGGCAUAGAAACAUGCUCAUUCGGAAGGGAAUUUUACAGAGCCUAAAAAGUGUCACAAACAUCAAGUUGGGAAGAAAAGCAUUUAUUGAUUCGAAUGGGAUGAAGAUUCUGUAUAACACUUCACAAGAAUGCUUGGCGGUCAGGGCCCUUGAUCCUCUUGUCAACACCUCUAGUCUGAUAAUGAGGAAAUGUUUCCCCAAAAACCGCCUGCCACUCCCAACCAUUAAAAGUUCUUUCCACUUCGAGUUGCCAGUUAUCCCCGUGACUGGACCUGUGGCCCAGCUCUACAGCUUACCCCCUGAAGUAGAUGACGUAGUAGAUGAAAGUGAUGACAACGAUGAUGUUGAUUUAGAAGCUGAAAAUGAAGUUGAAAAUGAAGAUGACCUAGAUCAAAAUUUUAAGAAUGAUGAUAUUGAAACAGAUAUUAACAAAUUAAAACCCCAGCAAGUACCAGGACGAACAAUAGAAGAACUGAAAAUGUAUGAACACCUCUUCCCUGAGCUUGUUGAUGAUUUUCAGGACUAUGACUUAAUCUCUAGAGAACCCAAACCUUUUGUGUUUGAGGGGAAAGUGCGAGGUCCCAUUGUUGUUCCCACAGCUGGAGACGAAGCAUCUGGGAAUUCAGGUAGUGUAAGGAAAGGCACUGUCAUGAAGGAGAAAGGAGAGGACUCGAGGGAAGAUGGCCAGGGCAGCAGCAGGACACUGCCGCAGCAGCUCGGUGCUCAGAACACAGCUGCCUCUCCAGCCCACAACGACCUUGUGAAGGCCUUGGACCGCAUCACCCUGCAGAGUCUCCCUUCGCAAGCGGUGGGGCUAAGGAAGGAGUAUGGUCUUCCUCUCACCGUCCUCUCCUGCACGAAGGUGUGUGCACAUGCGGCUACGUGUGGAAGUACUCUUUUUGAGGGGCGGACAGUACAGCUUGGGAAGCUGUGUUGUACUGGAGUUGAGACGGAAGAUGAUGAAGAUACUGAGUCCAGCUCCUCAAUAGAACAGGUUUCUGUGGUUGAAGGCGCCAAUGGAUCAACACUCCAUGACCCAGAACUGUAUAUUGAGGUUGUAAAAAAUACCAAGUCUGUUCCAGAGUAUUCAGAAGUGGCUUAUCCUGAUUAUUUUGGUCACAUUCCUCCUCCCUUCAAAGAGCCUAUUGUAGAAAGGCCUUAUGGUGUACAAAGGACAAAAAUUGCCCAAGAUAUCGAGAGGCUGAUACACCAGAACGAUAUCAUAGACCGGGUGGUGUAUGACUUAGAUAACCCUAACUAUGCCCCACCAGAAGAAGGAGAAUUUUUGAAGUUUAACUCAAAAUUUGAAUCUGGGAAUCUGCGCAAAGUAAUUCAAGUUAGAAAAAGCGAGUAUGAUCUCAUUCUGAACUCAGAUAUCAACAGUAACCAUUACCAUCAGUGGUUCUACUUCGAAGUCAGUGGGAUGCGGCCAGGUGUUGCGUACAGGUUCAACAUCAUCAACUGUGAGAAGUCCAACAGUCAGUUUAAUUAUGGCAUGCAGCCACUUAUGUACUCAGUUCAGGAGGCUCUGAAUUCCAGACCAUGGUGGAUCCGCACGGGCACUGAUAUUUGUUACUACAAAAAUCACUUCUCAAGAAGUUCAGUUGCUGCUGGUGGACAGAAGGGAAAGUCCUACUACACAAUCACGUUCACUGUGAACUUUCCACAUAAAGAUGAUGUGUGCUAUUUUGCCUAUCACUAUCCAUACACAUAUUCAACUCUUCAGAUGCAUCUUCAAAAGCUUGAGUCAGCCCACAAUCCCCAGCAGAUUUACUUUCGAAGAGAUGUGCUGUGUGAGACCUUGUCUGGAAACAGCUGUCCCUUGGUGACCAUAACGGCAAUGCCAGAGUCUAACUACUAUGAACACAUCUGUCAAUUCAGAAACCGCCCUUAUGUUUUCUUGUCUGCUCGGGUACAUCCUGGAGAAACUAAUGCAAGUUGGGUCAUGAAAGGAACACUGGAAUACCUCAUGAGCAACAGCCCUACUGCCCAGAGCUUGCGGGAGUCUUACAUUUUUAAAAUUGUCCCGAUGCUAAAUCCAGACGGUGUCAUCAAUGGAAAUCACCGCUGCUCCUUAAGUGGGGAGGAUUUGAACAGACAGUGGCAAAGUCCAAACCCAGAUUUACACCCUACGAUUUACCAUGCGAAGGGGCUACUACAGUACCUGGCUGCGGUGAAGCGCUUACCUCUGGUUUAUUGUGAUUACCAUGGCCAUUCUCGAAAAAAGAAUGUAUUUAUGUAUGGCUGCAGCAUCAAAGAGACAGUGUGGCAUACCCACGACACUGCGACUUCCUGUGAUGUUGUGGAAGACAUGGGAUACAGGACUUUGCCUAAGAUACUGAACCACAUUGCUCCAGCAUUUUGCAUGAGCAGUUGUAGCUUUGUGGUGGAAAAAUCCAAAGAAUCCACAGCUCGGGUUGUAGUGUGGCGAGAAAUAGGAGUUCAAAGGAGCUAUACCAUGGAGAGCACUUUAUGUGGCUGCGAUCAGGGAAGAUACAAGGGUUUACAGAUUGGGACUCGAGAAUUGGAAGAGAUGGGAGCAAAAUUUUGUGUUGGUUUAUUGCGUUUGAAAAGACUGACUUCUCCAUUGGAAUAUAAUCUGCCCUCCAACCUGCUUGACUUUGAAAAUGACUUAAUUGAAUCAAGCUGUAAAGUAACUAGGAACCGUGGCAGCUCUGAACUCCGGCUUGUCCCUGCAGUCCUUUGAACUUGCUGGCGCUCUGUGGACACCCCGCCCUGGCAGCUGCCUUCUUUGCCCUGCUUCCCACUGGACUUUGCCCCGCACUUUCCCUUGCUGACUUUGCUUUGUAUCCUUUCACUGCAAUGAGCCAUGAGUGUGAGCUCUGCUGUGCGCAUCUCCCUCUCCACCCACUGCUCCUGGGAGCGUUGGGGGUCCCCAGUUUUUUCAGCCCAUUCUGAGUUUGUUAUGUUUGGUCACCACAAAAAUGCUGGUGUUUUGCUGAGAACAGUUGGAGCUAGGUCAUACUGUACCGCUGCAGCUUAGAAUUUACUACAGAGGCUCUCCUCUAAACCCCAGGAAGCUGAUGCCCUUUGAAUGUACAAGGAAAACUCCCAGAGGGUGCCACUUGCAGAGCUGUGGCUCUGUGUAUGAUGGGUGGUCUGUGCAUCUGGCACUCUGCUAUGAGAACUGGCUUUUGGUUGAUUUCAUAAAAGCUGGAGUUUAGUGGCACCAUUUCAUUUAUUUUUACUUUUAUUUUUAUUUUUAUUUUUUUACAUCCCUAGCCUUGCCACAAAUCAGAAAUUAACAAUUCCUUUCUUUUUUCCACAUAGAUAUUCUUUGGUUAGCUAUAUUGUAUAGUAGCUCUGCCUUCUCUCCCCCCUUCCCUGUCUCUCUGUGUGUGCUUCGAUAUGCUUGUAAGUGUGCAGUAGCAGUUUCAGACUGAUAUACAUAUAUUUCCUAUGAAAGGGAAGGUGGUUGUGAGUAUGUGAGGCAAUAUAUGUGAAGGUUCUUUCUAAGUUGUAAAGUGCAGAGAACAUAAACUAAAAUUCAACAAAAGGAAGUGAAUGGCUAUAAUUGGCCUUGUGCCUGAAAACUUUCCUGCUAAAGUGAAAUAGUGGGAUGUCGUAAUGUGAACACUGGUGAUCCUGUUUGCCUCCUUGCUCUUCAUGGGAACUGAGGUGGAUUGUUGGGGAGAUCAUGUAAAACUGUUAGAACACCGUGGCAGGCAGACAGACAGACAGACAGACAGACAGUUGGCUCUAGUCCAGGCCACAUCACCAGAGACAGACAGUAGAGUAGGCCACACAGAGAAGAGUCAGGCCCUCAUGGAGGGAGUGUAAAAUCUUUUUAUGACAUGUUGAGAAUGGAAGUGGUUUCACAACACAAGCUUGCAGCUGGACUCUGAUUCCCAGGCCGGGAGUACAGAUGGGUUGGGGAGCAGGAAUGGUCACACUCCACUUAAUGUAACCUUGUUUGUCUAGAUAAGAACCCCUGGUCCCCAUGAGUCUGUUAUCGAGAGACAGCCAGCGUGUUUCAGUAAGGCUGGUGUCUGAGAGAAAGGGUCUCUAUAGACAGGACCCUAACAUCACAUUCUUACAUUCUUUAAGUAUUUGGCAAAUAUUUAUUGGUGUAUCUGAAAAGUGCUGCUAGAGGCAUUUAUAUAGGCAAGUCACAGUUCCUGACCUUUCUUUUGUAUUGAGAAGACAGGCAUGGCAAUGGGUGGCUCCAGCUGCAUGUGGUGGGCAGAUGGGAUGUUUGUACAGGGUGCAGAGGACAUGUGGAGAGAGGAAACUCCUGCCAAGGCGUUUGGGAGAGCUGAGGAUGAGACCACGUUGUGCUUUGAAAGAAACAUGAGCCACUGGGGGCAGAAAGUGGGAAGUUUACUGUGUGCAGGGAAAAUAAGCUUGGUCAAGGCUUGUCAUGGAGCAUGUGGAUCUUGGCACAGUCUGGACACUAAGGCUGGCUUUCUUCUGGAGAAGUUUGAGUUGUGUAACUUUCUCCAUAAAUGGAUUUGAGAAUAAAAAGAAGAACAGAUUUAGUGGGGAGAACAAUAAGUUUUCAACAUGCAGUAUUUGUGUAAGAUAGCCAUGUAAUGUCUCUAGCAACUCCAUAUGUGUGUAAGAGGGUCCUGUGAAGUCAGGCUACAUGUUUGCAUUUAGAACUGAUGAGAAUUUGCAUUAAAAUGGGUGAGCAUAUUCAGAGGGCAUGCACGGAUGGAGAGCUGGAGACAGGGAGGAUGGAACAAACCCAUAUGGAAGAGGCAGAGUUCUCUUCACAGUUGAGUGCAGCAGAGGCGGCUAGUGAAAGUGGCGUGUGAACAGUACUGUGGGGGCUGGGCAUGUGCGGAAUGGAGAAUCCCAUGCUCUCAUAGACACAGACAUCUCUGCUCUCCUUUCCUCAGUCCUGACGGUGUUCCCUGCUAGCACAGUGGCCCUGCCCCAGUGUGAGAAGGAGUUCCUGAAACUAAGCCUAGGAACAAAGUGUUCUCACAGUCUGGGGAGGCAAGAGUCUGAAAGACCAUUGAGGGCUUCAGGUGUGGACUAAGAGAGUGGCCUCAUUUCCUGUGCUUUCCAUUCUCCUACCAGAGUAGGUGAUGUGGCAAACAGAGUUCUUGGUGAAUGACCAGGUUUGUUUAUGCUGAGCCGAUGAGUGAACCAAGACCUCCAGGAUGGAACAGCUUCUGGGGCAGGCCUGCCUGUGUCCCUCUGUGCUUCUUGGGAGCUUGCCCUCUUGGUCUGAGGCUCCUGUCCUUGCUGUCUUGGAGGCUGCUCUCCUCUCAUCCUGUCUUCUCAUUGGUGAACAGCUGUAAGAAUGCCGGCCUUCAGACCUCUUCUCAAGUUCCACUUGAUGAACUCUGCUGUCUGCCUCCACACAACAUCAAUCCUUAUUCCGACCACAGGCUCCUCACACAGCCUAGCUCCAGCCUCCUUUCUUACAGUAGGCAGGUGUGGUAGCAGCUGUAGAUCUUCACACCGUCCACCUUCUGCCUGUGCCCUCACCUCCCGGGAGCUGCCGUCCUCUGCCCGCCAGCAGCCUGUGUGCUAGCACUGCGGUGCCUCUCUGAUUCUCACACUGCAGCGAGAACUAAGCAAGCAUGUGACAGCCGGUUGUGUGCUCUCUUCUCUUCGCUUCAUUUGUCUCAGCCUCUUAGGAGCCACCUGGGACUUUUAGGAGACUUUAAACACUGAGGUCAAGGGGAAAUCGAUUAUCAUAUUUCAAAAGCAAGAAGGAUAGUAACAGCUGUUUCUAAAACAACUAAUCUUUUUUACAAUCUUUCUGCUUAUAAAGAUCUAGCUGUCAAAUUUAUAACUAAAUAUUUAAAUUUCACAGUGAAAAUUGGGAUUUGUCCUUGUGAUUCUUGGGUCUGUUGAAUCUCAUUCAUUUUCCAAGCCAGUCAGCAUCUUUGCCUUUUAGCUGAAGGCUCUGAACUUCUCAGAGAAAUCCGUUGUGUUAGAGGAAAAUGGCUUGCAGUAACGACCCCCUCCCCUUUUGGCAAGGGUAAACCUCACUGAAGGAAGAAAGUGCCUUUUCAUACAAGUUUUACUUUCUCCUCUCAGAAUUGUAACUGCAGGCUCCAAUUGCCUUCUCUGCUCCAGCAUGUUGGCCUAGAAUUUCAUGCUCAGCUGUGGGUUCUAUUGUCUCUAGAGUUGAUUGACCCACGUUUCUUAUUUGAACAGACUGUUCUCUCUUUUGUCUAGUUUUAUGUUUUUAGUUGCUUCACCUAUCAGAAAUCAUUUUUGAGAAGUAAGUGGUCUAUAAGCAAACAUGCAUAUGAAAUUCAUGUUGAUUGGUCAUAACUUCAGAGUGUGUGAAUUGCCUCUGCAGUGUUCCCACCAAUGGAAAGCAGUAAUGGAAGAGUUGUUUCCGUCCCUUAUACACUACAUAAAGAGAUGCUUAGAGGCACUUGUAGCUGUAAACAAACAUCUUAUUUUCUAUCCCAGUGGGAAAUAGUCUGGGUGUGCACUUGCCAUCUGGACUUAUGGGCACUGCGGGGAUGUGGCUGUAACCAGUUCAUAGCAGCAAAUCACUCUGAGGAUUCAAUGGUUUAAUGUGCCUGUCCACAGCUUCUCACACAGCCUGUUGGCAUUACCUGUUGCCUGAUUGACAGGGAUUAAAAUAGAACUUUAAAAUAAAUCUGUAAAGCAUGUGUGUUGAUGAAAUCCUUGAAGUAGCAACUGAGAGAGUCCAUUUUCCCUCUGUCUUUUGGUAUGCUGUGUGUAGACACUUGCAGUAUCACUAAAGACUGUUUCAACCCAUACUGCAGCUUGCAGCUGUUAUAACCCUCUCACCUUGUUCACGUGGACAGGAACUCCAACUUAGUAUGAGUUGCUGUAUUAUUGAGGUCAAAGUUGGUGUGUGAGGUGGUGUAUAGAGCCUUGCUCUCACGAAGUUGUGUGUUCUGUGAUACUGAGGUCAAGGGUAGUGUGUGAGGUGGUACCUUGCUCACAGCCUUGCUCUCAUGAAGUCAUGUGUUGUCUGCUUUGGCUGCAGCCCCACCACUUACGUUUUGGAUGAAGAUGAACCUCGGUUUCUUGAAGAAGUUGAUUAUAGUGCAGAAAGCAAUGACGAGUUAGAGGUUGAAUUAGCAGAGAACACGGGUGAUUAUGAGCUUUCUGCCCAAGAAGAAGCCCU
Meriones unguiculatus (Mongolian gerbil) is the source of this 8131-nucleotide messenger RNA. It is a transcript of the gene Agtpbp1, whose product is annotated as ATP/GTP binding carboxypeptidase 1. Gene Ontology annotation, biological process: C-terminal protein deglutamylation; proteolysis; protein side chain deglutamylation. Gene Ontology annotation, molecular function: metallocarboxypeptidase activity; zinc ion binding. The record is from RefSeq and is a predicted model, not a curated record. Bases 257 to 3745 code for a protein of 1162 amino acids. The transcript has 26 exons. NCBI's taxonomy places the organism in Eukaryota, Metazoa, Chordata, Mammalia, Rodentia, Muridae.